AUGGAAAGACGAGCUGAAGACGCAGGAGACGAGGGGACUGAGCUCAUUCCUGGCUAUCCUAUAGUUGUGGUGGAAGACAGAGAAAACUUCCAAAAGUUGGUGGCGAAGUUGGAAAAUCAGGAGUUUAUUGGUAUCGAUUCCGAGUGGAAAGCACAGUAUAUGUGUGCGAACGAAAGUGUGGCUCUUCUUCAAAUUGCAAUCAUUGAUGCCGUUUAUUUGGUGGACUUUUGUGCUCUUGAAAAGAAGUUGUCGGAAAAUGAUUGGGAUGCACUCUUGCGUACGCUUCUUUGCAGCCGAGCUAGAAAAUUAGGUAUUUUGGGUUUCUUUCCCUAUAAACUCGAUUAUAUCAGGGAGUUGUAA
Molecule: messenger RNA, 360 nt
Organism: Strongylus vulgaris
Lineage: Eukaryota; Metazoa; Nematoda; Chromadorea; Rhabditida; Strongylidae
Source: the annotation of a GenBank genome assembly